Mangifera indica (mango) is the source of this 1232-nucleotide messenger RNA. Its product is annotated as INO80 complex subunit D-like. Bases 49 to 798 code for a protein of 249 amino acids. Gene Ontology annotation, cellular component: NSL complex. Lineage: Eukaryota; Viridiplantae; Streptophyta; Magnoliopsida; Sapindales; Anacardiaceae. The transcript has 3 exons. The record is from RefSeq and is a predicted model, not a curated record.
AAAUUUCCACUCACCGAUUCGUUAACUCGGUAGUUUUCUGACUCAGUCAUGGCUGAACCUUCGUUACCGUCCCCGCCUCCGACGGAGCGCAUCUCCGCCGGGUCGACCAACGAAAAAUUGGCGCUCUCCUCCGCGGAAUUCCUGUCUCGUUAUGAGGUCCUGAAGCGACGCUCACAGCGCAUCAAGCGCCUCUCGAAGCUCUACAAGUCGCACUACUGGGCGUUGAUGGAGGAACUGCGGGCGAAGCACAAGGAGUAUUACUGGAUAUACGGGAAGAGCCCGUACAGAGGCGAUGACAGGAGUCAUAAAGAGAAUAAUAGUAAUAAUAAUUGUAGUAAUGGUAAGAGUAAAGGAGAAGGUAAUGAUACAAACCGGAGGGAGGGAACCGGAGAGGACGAUGGUGUGAUGAUGAAGAAGUGUGGCGUGGCGGGGUGUAAAUCGAAGCCGAUGGCGUUGACGAGGUUUUGCCAUCAGCAUAUUUUGUCGGAUUCAAAGCAGAAGCUUUAUAAGGCCUGUUCUUAUGUUGUUAAAAGUGCACAUACUGGACCCAUAUUGUGUGGAAAGCCAAUACUGCGAUCCACUGUUCCUUCUCUGUGCUCCAAUCAUUUUCAGAAGGCUGAAAAGCAUGUUGCGCGAGCUCUUAAAAAGGCAGGUCUGAAUGUCACUUCACCAAACAAGGUUGCUCCAAAAUUACAUGUUGUAGUUACAGAAUACGUGCACCAGAUUCAAGCUAAAAGAAGAGCUGCACAGAAGGCUUCUCUGGCCAAAGUUGAGGUUAAGGAAGAAAUAACUAGUUAAAACUUUAGUUGGUUAAGGCUUGAUCUUUCUGCAGAUUGAGCUGCUUAAGAUGUUUAGCAACAUGUGAUCUGUAUAGAUAGUGUUUAACACAUUAGUAAAGCUGAAAGAUUUCAAAUCUGGGGUCAAGUAAUAUUUGAAUGAAGCUGGACCAUCUGGGUGUGACAUUGGAUUUUUGGCUUGCAAGUCAAAUCUCUGUGCAUGCUGAAGGUUAUUCUCCUUGUGUAUAAUAGAUUCUUCAUGGACACGUGAUAUUAUCAAUUCCGGGGGGAAUAAUAGGUGAUGUAAAUGAAGAACAUUGUGUUCAGAACUCAGCUUGGAAGCAUGAGAGAAUUGGCUGGUAAAAAAUUACAAAUAUUGACUUGAUAUUUCAACUAGCUGUUUUCAUAUACAUAUGAAUGACAUAUCUGUGAAAGGGAAAUUUUAAUCUUGUUCUA